GUGACUGAUUAUUGUCCACCAUCACUGCUUGGACCCAGUCACAGAGUUAAUCGACACCGGGUAUCACAAUGCGGCUCUCCGUGGCAGUUCAGAUCGCCUCAGGCGCCGCCGCGGUGUCGGCGGCUGUCCUGCCCAACACGUCCAAGCGGGACCAGCUCGUGCCCUUCGAGUACAAGUUCCCAACAAUGUCACUCGACGAGUUCAAUGCCCAGGUCAGCAGUCACAACUCCUCUUCUUCGUCCAGCACAACACAAGGACAGACGACAACGGCUGCGGCCGAAGACGGCGGCGGCGGCGGCACCGUCUCAACCCAGGCCGAGUGUGCCAGCCCCUUUGUGCGUGUCGAGUGGCGCAACAUGGCCGAUGCAGACAAGCUCUCCUUUAUAAAAGCCAUCGGCUGUCUCUGGGACGCACCGGCCCAGGGUCUCGCCCCGCCGGCGACCAACCGCUACGAGGAACUCGUCUGGGUACACCAGCAGAUGACGAACACCAUCCACAACGCGGGCAUCUUCCUCCCUUGGCACCGCUACUACCUGUGGACUUUCUCCCGCCUGCUGCGCGAGGAGUGUGGCUACGCGGCGCCGCUGCCGUGGUGGAAUGAGGUUGCCGACUCGGGCAACUUUGCGGCCUCGGGCCUCUUCACGGACGACUACUUUGGCGCCCUGCCGCCCAUCAACAACGGCCAGGGCACAUGCAUUACCAAUGGCGAGUUCGGCGGCCGCCCGCUGCAUAUCGGUCCCGGGAGCUCCAAUACCGAGCGUUGCCUGUCGCGUGGCGAGGAUACCAGCGUUACCUCCAACGUCAACCAGAAUUUCGUCAACCAGUGCAACAGCCAGGGCGCGUAUUCGGAUAUGGAGAUGUGCAACGAGCGCGGACCGCACGGUUAUGGGCAUAACGGCCUGGGGCCUGUCAUGGCGGAGGUCUCGGCGUCGCCGUCUGAUCCAGUAUUCUUUAUGCACCACUCUUUUGUCGACCACAUGUGGAACCAGUGGCAGCGCUCCGAUGCGUCGCGUUUCACGGCGGUUGGCGGGUGCGCCGCCCCCGGAGACAAUUGCUCGCCCAUGACGGCGAGCACGACGCUGUCUUCCAUGGGGCUGAGGCCAGAUGUGACCGUGGGGGACAUGCUGGACAUUCGUGGCGAGUCCUUGUGUUAUGACUAUGACUCUUAA
Molecule: messenger RNA, 1169 nt
Organism: Microdochium trichocladiopsis
Lineage: Eukaryota; Fungi; Ascomycota; Sordariomycetes; Xylariales; Microdochiaceae
Exons: 2
Coding region: 69-1169 (366 amino acids)
Molecular function (GO): oxidoreductase activity
Source: RefSeq, a predicted model, not a curated record